Molecule: messenger RNA, 1587 nt
Organism: Prorocentrum cordatum
Lineage: Eukaryota; Dinophyceae; Prorocentrales; Prorocentraceae
Source: the annotation of a GenBank genome assembly
AUGGGGACGCCCAGCCCAGAAGUUGCCUAUCAACUGCCGCCGCCAGCGCCACCGCCUCGGCAUAAGCGGGAGGUCCCCGGCCUGGCACCCAGCAGCGCCCUCGCGCUGUCCUCCUGGGACUCCGACCGCGCCUGCGCCCGCGCCGCCCAGAAGGCAACCUGGCCCGCCUUUGUCCACGGGCAGCCGCUGCACGCGUGGAAUGAGAGGCUGCGCCACCGCACGCCGCAUAGCGCGCACGAGUGCACUGCUGCCCAGGACCGGCGCCGGUUAAUCUGCCCCAGGACGAGCAAGCCCGCCCGCCAACGGCUGAUGGACCGCAUGCCCUGCAGCUCAUCCCAGCUGAGCUCGCCCUGGAAGGCGGCUGCGAGGCCAGAGCGGCUCGCGGAGCUGCAGGAGGGCCGCGGCGGCGGCGGCGCGCGGGCGAGCCGGCAGCAGCCGCCCGAGGACCCCGAGGCCGCCAGCGGCUGGCGCGACGACGCCAGGCGCGCGCAGCAACCCAGCAGGCAGCGCGACGAGGGCGACGGCGGGAGCGGCGACUGGCGGUCCGAGGCCGCGCGGGCCCAGCGCGAGGCGCGGAAGCAGGCGCCCGCCGCCGGCGGCAGGGACGCGCGAGGCAGCGCGGGCAGCGCCGCCGGCGGGUCCUGGCGCGCGCCGCCGGCUCCGGCGCUGGAGUCCUCCCCGACGUCGUGGGCGGCGAAGCAGCAGGCGAGGAAGCAGCGGCUGUCCAGCGACGACGCCACCGCCGACGGCGGCGCCGAGGACCCCGCCGAGGCGGAGGUGCUGCGCGCCAUGAAGGCGAUCCUGAACAAGCUGACGAUCGAGCGGUUUGACGUGUUGUACCAGCAGCUCCUGCAAUGGCCCAAGAACGUGGGCCACGUGGAGAUAUUGAUACGGGAGGUUUUCGAGAAGGCGACCACUCAGCACCACUUCGUGGGAAUGUACGCGGAGCUCUGCGCUCGUCUGCACCAGUGGUUCGUGGAGACGAAGAUCUGCGGGGACGACGGCAAGAUCUUCCGGCGCGUGCUGCUGAACCGGUGCCAGCUCUCCUUCGAGCAGACGCUGAGGCCGUGCGGGCCGGGCCCCGGCGGGGACCUGGGCCCGGAGGCGCGGGAGGAGGCGGAGCUGCUGCACAAGACCAGGAUGCUCGGCAACCUUCGUCUGGUCGGCGCAUUGCUCGAGAAGGGCAUGCUGGCCAGCAAGGUGCUGGUGGCUGUGACGGACGAGCUCCUCACGGCCCCCACGCCAGUCUCCCUGGAGUGCCUAUCUGUCUUCCUUACCUGCGUGGGCGCGACGUUCGACCAGCCGAGCUGGGCGUACCGCGCCCACCUGGAGGCCGCCUUCCGGCAGGUGCAAGACCUCUCCAACAGCAAGGAUUGCCCGCCGAGGGCACGGUUCUUGUUGCGGGACGUCCUGGACCUGAGGGCGUCCGGCUGGCAGAACAAGAAGAAGGCCGUGCGCGCUGGCGACGGCCCCACGACCCUGGAGGCGGUGCACCAGAAGGCGGAGGAGAGCCCGCCCGGGGGGGUGGGAGAGGGGGGAAUGCUGGCGCAGCGAUGGCUGCAGAAGAGGGGCCUUGAGGCCCCCUAG